Messenger RNA from Scomber japonicus (chub mackerel), 1110 nucleotides. RefSeq names its product bcl-2/adenovirus E1B 19 kDa-interacting protein 2-like protein. NCBI's taxonomy places the organism in Eukaryota, Metazoa, Chordata, Actinopteri, Scombriformes, Scombridae. Gene Ontology annotation, biological process: apoptotic process. The transcript has 11 exons. Gene Ontology annotation, cellular component: cytoplasm. The coding region runs from base 1 to 1110 and encodes 369 amino acids. The record is from RefSeq and is a predicted model, not a curated record.
AUGUUUGUCUCUUUGUGUCCUGAAGACGAACACGAGACAGAAGAAGACAACGAGAAGGAAACGUCCACAGGAGACGAGUUGGGAGACGGUCAGCAGGUGUUUGAUCCACAGCCAGGAGCCGUUGAGGACGAGCAGAAAUCCUCGACCCCGCCCAGAGAGAGACCAGCUCCUCCCGGCAGCCUGGCGCUGUCCGGGUCACGGCCGAUCAAGAAGAAGAGAGUCCUGGUGGCGCCGGCGCUCAGUCUGUCUCUGGGUCGCAGUGAGUCGGCGGUCUCAGACGACUUCCCCUCAGCCUUCCUCUCCCCCUCAGUCGAAGACGAGGAUGACACGGGUCUGGACUUCGACCUGGACGACAUAGAAACGCCGUCUGACAGCGAGUCUCUGCCGUUCCCCAUGUACGACCUGGACCUGGAGGACGACCUACGGCGCCUCGGCGUCGCGUCCAGCAGCCGCAGAGGUCCCGGCUCCAGACCCAGAUCCUGGUCCAACCGCGCCGGUUCUGCAGCGUCGGCGGAGCAGAGCGGACUGGGAGCUCUGGAGCGGGAGGACCAGGUGGACGGCGAAGGCACCAGGUGGCGCUGUUUCUCCACAGGUGACCCGCCGCAGGAGAGCCGCGUCAACAUGAGCGUGCUGGAGCCGUUCCUGCGGGUGCUGUCACACGGAGGUUACUAUGGAGACGGUAUGAAUGACAUCAUCGUGUUUUCUUCCUGUUACCUGCCAGAGAACAGUCUGGAGAAUUACCAGUGUGUGAUGGACAACCUGUUCAGGUACGUUGUGGGGACUCUGGAUCUGAUGGUAGCAGAGAACUAUGUGAUGGUUUAUCUGUGUGCUGGAGGCCAGAACGACAAACUACCAGGAAUCAGCUGGCUGAGAGAGUGUUACACCACCAUCGACAGGAGGCUGAGGAAGAACCUGAAGGGUUUCUAUGUGGUUCAUCCCACCUGGUACAUCAAAGCUCUCGUCACCAUCAUCAAACCCUUCAUCAGCUCUAAGUUCACCAGGAAGCUUCAGUUCGUCGACAGCCUGCAGAGUCUCUCUCACUUCGUCCCCACUGAGCACGUGCAGCUGCCCGACUGCGUCAGACAGUACGACCAGAACCUGUCCAGGUGA